Molecule: messenger RNA, 369 nt
Organism: Pisolithus orientalis
Lineage: Eukaryota; Fungi; Basidiomycota; Agaricomycetes; Boletales; Pisolithaceae
Exons: 1
Source: RefSeq, a predicted model, not a curated record
CCUCUGUGUGUAGACGAUCUGUCUACUGAACUCGUCUUGUCAAUGUUUCUUGCCCUCAAACAUUCAUCAGAAAAUGCAUAUAUGAAGACUCAGAGAGCCAUUCAGAAGACUUUCCCUGAUUGUGAACUCCCUACAUUUCACCAAAUGAAGUGCCUACUCACCAAUCUCAGCAGAGUCACAUCCAUAGUCAAAGAUAUGUGUAUCAACUCCUGCACUGCCUUCAUAGGUCCACUCUCUGCUCUCGACACCUGUCCAGAGUGCUCCAAGCCACGAUAUGACCAAGGCAAGCUGCAGUGGAGCAAUGGUAGGACCAAACACCCCCAUGCCAUCUUCCAUACAAUCCCUAUCACCCCACAACUCCAGGCCCUU